Amorphotheca resinae ATCC 22711 is the source of this 1257-nucleotide messenger RNA. RefSeq lists its product as hypothetical. NCBI's taxonomy places the organism in Eukaryota, Fungi, Ascomycota, Leotiomycetes, Helotiales, Amorphothecaceae. The transcript is spliced from 3 exons. The record is from RefSeq and is a predicted model, not a curated record. Gene Ontology annotation, cellular component: cytoplasm; late endosome. Gene Ontology annotation, biological process: retrograde transport, endosome to Golgi. Gene Ontology annotation, molecular function: oxidoreductase activity. The coding region runs from base 1 to 1257 and encodes 418 amino acids.
AUGGCUUCAGAAACACCACAGCGGAACAUCGUAAUCAUAGGAGGUGGAAUCAUAGGCUGCACCACCGCCUACUUCCUCACACGGCACCCCUCCUACUCCCCUCAACGCCACAACAUCACAAUCCUCGAAUCGCAAUCCAUUGCCUCGGGCGCAUCGGGCAAAGCAGGCGGUCUCCUCGCGCUCUGGGCCUAUCCCUCGAACAUCGUUCCCCUCUCCUACAAACUCCACGCCGAGUUAGCCAAGGAACAUGACGGUGCGAACCGAUGGGGCUACCGCGCCGUCCACUGCGGAUCUCUGAGCGCCAGAGGCCGUCUUCAUGAGCCCACAGACACCAAGGGCGGGGAAGCAGCAGAAGGAAAGGGAGAGGAAUGGCAGAAGCUCCCCAAGACGGACCCGAAUGCCAAAGCAAAGAUGGCAGCGAAAGGCAUCCCCAAAGACCUGGAUUGGUUCGAUGCCGAUGCCGUCACCGGGUACUCAGAGAUGGGCGACCCGCGCACAACCGCACAGGUGCAUCCCUAUCUCUUCACCACCUCCAUGGCGGACCUGGCCGUCGAAGCGGGCGCGAAAGUCAUCCUGGGAUCCGCCACCGCCAUCGAUUAUACGGGCCCGCACGGCGUCAAGGCCGUGACGUACGAGGAUAAGGAAACGAAGAAGAUACAUACCCUCCCGGCCUCAGAUGUCAUCCUAGCAGCCGGUCCAUGGACAAGUCAUAUCUUCCCUGAAGCGCCGAUCGAUGCGAUGCGCGCUCACAGCGUCGUCGUGCAAGCCGACGUCUCGCCGUACGCCAUCUUCUCCGAGAUCGACCUGCCCCGAGACUUCGGCAGGAAAGGAGGCGGCGAUGUUCGGGUCCGGAGACAUGGUAAGACGGUCAGCCCGGAGAUGUAUGCCCGACCUGACGGGACGGUUUACGCAUGUGGCGAGGGCGAUCACCUAGUCCCCCUCCCCAAAUCCUCCGACCUCGUCCAAUGCGACCCGGACCGGUGCCAAGACAUCAUCGACUACGUAUCCUCGAUCUCCACCCCUCUGCGCCAGGGCGCCAUCCUCGCGAGACAAGCCUGCUACCUCCCAUCUGUGUCGACCGGCGGCGGGCCGCUGAUCGGCGAGACCGGUAUCCGGGGCCUGCUGCUCGCGACGGGGCAUACGUGCUGGGGUAUCCAGAACAGCUGCGCGACGGGGAAGCUGAUGAGUGAGUUUGUGUUUGAGGGUAAGGCUAAGAGCGCUAAUGUGGCGAGUCUGGAUCCGAGGAGGUUUUUGUAG